Dissoconium aciculare CBS 342.82 is the source of this 1861-nucleotide messenger RNA. RefSeq lists its product as uncharacterized. The record is from RefSeq and is a predicted model, not a curated record. The transcript has 2 exons. The coding region runs from base 132 to 1685 and encodes 517 amino acids. Lineage: Eukaryota; Fungi; Ascomycota; Dothideomycetes; Mycosphaerellales; Dissoconiaceae.
GGCAUCGGCAGUCGCUGUUGCGCGCCAGCAGCGCUCACUUUUAGCGCCAAAGACUGUGUAGCGGGAACUUCGAGCGACUCACAUCACAAGUACCUAGGCGCUGCUCAUCUUGAUAUGUUCUAUUUUCGAAGAUGUCUCGCUCAGCAAGCACACAUUUGUUGACGACGAGGAUUUGCCAUCACUUCCGGUCAUCAAAUCGCCAACAUGGAUCAGCGCGCCCGCUUACUUUUACUGAUCUUCCCCCUGCAAUCAGGAGGCGAAUCUAUAGCUUCAUUUACGAUGUCCGACCGGAAGCGCUGUAUAGUACGGAUAAUUGUAUUGAUGUCACGACCGAAAAGCACACGCUGUGCGACUCGCUCCCUGAAGAGUUAUGGGAGACAUGGUGCCGUUUACGCCUCGUAAGUCGCGUCGUCGCGGCCGAUCAACUCCCUUGGUUCUGCUCGACGCAUCUCAUUGCACUCGAUUGGAUGGACAUUUCAUAUCUCGCAGUCGAGGAAAGUCCAAUACCAAGCUUGAUUCCAUCUUUCAAACGUCUCUUUCUCGACCUGAACAAGGAUUCUACCAGCGAAGAUAGUCCUCUCCCAGAGUCUCGUGAGGUCCCUUUCCCUCCUCGCACAUGGAAGCAAUUCUGCUGUCGCUUGUCUGCCAUUCCAUCACUCGUUCUCUACGUCGACUGCUAUUUCACCACUGCACGCUACGCGGCAGCGAUUCUAGGUCCAUUGGAGGACCUCAAUGUUUCCAAACUCGCGGUCCAGUUGAGCGACACUUUCAGCCCAGAGAUCAUGGAAGUGAUUCAGUCCUCGGUUCGUAAAGUAGCCCACAGACAAGCUUCACACAAGGGUCAUUUUCGUUUCCUUGACUUACCAAUCGAACUUCGUCAGCAUGUUCUUCGCUUCACGGACCUCGUAGCCCCAACAAGGGAGGUGCUGUGGGAGCGAAAUGAGUUUUCUUUGUACCAUCAUCUGGACGCUCCUCGAUUGCCCGCAGGGCGCUGCUUCGAUCAAGAAUUUUGCUCUCAAGCGGGCAAUGCGAUGCAUCCACCUUGCGGAUGUUUUCGCGCCCCGCGGGCUUUAUUUCUUGUCUGUCGAAUAAUGACGGAAGAUGCACGUAUGAUCUUCUACAGCUCGAAUCGGUUCAUCAUAACUCCCCAAGAUCAUGAGUUGAACGACACUCUGGACGAGAUGACAUUGUCUGUGGACACAAGAGCUUUACUAACAAAAGCAAUUCCCACCAAAUUCCUCUGCUGUCUGAGAGAACUCGACCUUCUUUUCGACUAUUCUUCAUUCGUCGACAUCGAUACAAGCCUAUUGAGCGGAUUGAUCAAAGCCGUCCAUCUUCUCGCGCAGAACGCGAGCCGCCUUACCCUUGCAGUACACAUUGAUAUGACAUACCGACCGGGGCUUUCACCUGUCGACUUCGCGCCAGACGAAGAUCGCAUCAGCAAUUGCGCAAACGCGCUAAGGCAACUCAUGGAGCUAUUCACGCCACUUCGGCAAAUGGCUGCGUUUUUCGUGUUCGUGAGUUCGAUGCCUCACGAGGGACCCCCCGUGGAAAAGCAGUCUCUGCGCCUUCUGGAACAGGAGCUUGAGCAAUUCGCCAUGGGUGACACCUACGAUGCUCUCGCCAGAGGCAAAUUGCUGCGUCGCAAGGGCUACUGCGAUACUCAAGACUUGUUCCUCCUCUGAUGAGAGCACAUAAUCAGAGCGAUGACGGACAGUCCUGUGUUCUGAGCCUAUGCUCCCCUUUCACGAAUGAUUUGCAAUCGAAGCGACGAAAUCAUCGAGGACCAAUUUGAACUCGUCCUUCACACUUCGCGCCCCUCUCGUGAAGUUUCUGGCCAGCUCUCGUGCCCAACGUACAA